Sabethes cyaneus is the source of this 3426-nucleotide messenger RNA. RefSeq lists its product as uncharacterized. The transcript is spliced from 3 exons. Lineage: Eukaryota; Metazoa; Arthropoda; Insecta; Diptera; Culicidae. The record is from RefSeq and is a predicted model, not a curated record. The coding region runs from base 1 to 3426 and encodes 1141 amino acids. Gene Ontology annotation, cellular component: membrane.
AUGAACUGUAUGAUUAAUGCUGCGGGCAAAAAUCGUCGGAUAGCUUUUGCGAUCGUUAUCGGUUGCUGGGUGGUGGUUCUGCUGCUGGCUCAGAACAACGGUGCCGACGGGCGGGUGUACAAACGAUGCGAGCUGGCACGUGAGCUGAAGCUGAAACAGGUGCCGGAGGAUCAGAUUGCCGACUGGUUGUGUAUCGCCGAGCACGGGUCCAGUUUUAACAGUUCGGCUGUCAAUUUGAAGUAUAAACGAUUCGGUGGCUCAGCCUACUAUGGGAUAUUUCAGAUUAGUGAUUUAUAUGGUUGCUUGAAAAGUAGUUCGAUUUGUGGUUUGACGUGUGCCGAUUUGAGAGAUGAUGAAGUGGAUGAUGACAUCGAUUGUAUGCGGAGAAUUUUCGGCGAGUAUAGUCGUGAGAUUGGGGAUGGUUUCGCGGCUUGGCCCGCACAUAAAACGUAUUGCCGGGAUCCGGCGGCGAAGGCCGACGCGUUCGAUGGUUGUUUGAACGAGGAAGUACUUCGCUUUCAAGCGUACUACAAGAAGAAAAAAGCCAAAGCACGCAAGGAAGAUUUAGUGCUGCGCACUCCCGCCGGUAAGGUGUUCGAUCGUUGCGAGCUGGCCGUGGAGCUUCGGGAUAAAUUUAAGCUUCCUGAAGAGCAGAUCGCUACAUGGGUGUGCAUAGCCUAUCACGAGAGUCGUUUUAACACCUCCGCCGAAGGUCGCUUGAAUGCAGAUGGUAGUGGUGAUCAUGGCCUGUUUCAGAUCAGUGAUAUCUAUUGGUGUUCUGCCUCAGGUGGGCCCGGUAAAGCUUGCGGGGUGACGUGUGAAGAUAUGCGUGACAAUGAUAUUAGUGAUGAUAUUCGUUGUUUGAAACAAAUUUAUCAAGAACAUCAGCGAAUUUCCGGUAAUGGAUUUACGGCGUGGACAGUUUAUAGGCCAUAUUGUCAGGGAAGGGAGGAGAGUUUCGUGCAUAAUUGUUUCGAUGAGAUAGCGCCGACGACGGCGAUUCGACCGAGACCGGGAAUUACUGCUCCGACGCGACCUUCGGGAAAGAAAGCCGGCGUUCCAACGCCGGUUGGAAAGAUUUACGAUCGUUGUGAACUGGCGAAUGACCUGCGGCACAAAUAUAAUUUGCCUAAGGAGCAAAUUGCAACUUGGGUGUGCAUUGCCUAUCAUGAGAGUGCGUUUAAUACAUCGGCCGAAGGCCGAUUGAAUGCGGAUGGUAGUGGCGAUCAUGGUUUGUUUCAGAUCAGUGACAUUUACUGGUGUUCUCCACCCGGGAACGGAUGGGCUUGCUCGGUGACAUGCGACGCGUUAAAAGAUAAUGACAUCUCCGAUGAUGUCGCGUGCAUUCGAACAAUUUACGAGGAGCAUCAACGUUUGUCAGGCGAUGGAUUUAAUGCGUGGUCUGUUUAUCAACCGCACUGCAAGGGUAGAGCUGAAAGUUUCGCCCAGGGUUGUUUCGGUACGGACGAUGAUCGUCCGGUAACAACAGCGACUCUGCCGAAACCUGCCAUCACAGCUCCAGCUAGAAUACCGCCUAGGAAAACCUCUGCCAGCAGAGGGAAAGUCUACACCCGUUGUGAGUUGGCCAGAGAACUUUACUUCAAACAUCAGUACUCGAUCGAGGACGCCGCCACAUGGACUUGCAUCGCACAGUACCAAUCUAACUUCGAUACUGCCGCUGUUGGAGGGGAAGCCGGUGGUGUGAGAUACCAUGGAAUGUUUCAACUCAGCGACGAAUUCUGGUGUUCACCCCCGGGACGAGGUUGGGUUUGUGGGUUGCCUUGUUCCGAUUUGGAAGAUGACGAUAUUACGGACGAUCUUGCCUGCAUGAGACACAUCUUCGAAGAACACCAACGAAUCUCCGGGGACGGAUUCAACGCCUGGACUGUGUAUCAACCGUAUUGCAAAGGAAAAGCUCGCAGUAUGAUCAGUGGAUGUUUCGACGAGGAUGAGAAUGCUUUGGUCCCUACGACAACGACCCGACGACCGACGAAGAACAAGAAUGUCGGCGUUGGAAAAGUGUACGAACGCUGCGAACUGGCACGGGAAUUGUACUACAAACAUCGUAUGCCAUUCGAACAAAUUGCAACUUGGGUUUGCAUUGCUCACAGGGAGUCUAACUAUAAUGUUUCUGCCAUCGGCAGACUGAAUGCCGAUGGAAGUGAAGAUCAUGGAUUGUUUCAAAUUAGCGACAUCUACUGGUGCUCUCCUCCGGGAAAAGGUUGGGUUUGCAAUUUAGCUUGCUCGGACUUGGAAGAUAACGAUAUAAGCGAUGACCUGGAGUGCAUGAAAAUCAUUUUCGAGGAGCACACGAGACUCUCCGGAGAUGGUUUUACUGCUUGGGCUGUCUACAACCCUUACUGUAAAGGCAAAUCCGAUCAUUACAUAGAUGGCUGCUUUGAUGAACCUACUACAACUGCUACUAGACCCACUACAACAACUACUGCUACUACUACUACUCGACCCACAACUACUACAACCACUACCACCACUGAACGUAUCAUAACCACUCCAAAAACUACCAGAACAAGUACGGUUCGAACAACCACUGUCACCACCAAACGACCAACGUUCAGUUGGUUCACAACUCCAACCACAAAAACCACUGCCAAAUUUGCUUUUACAACACCAAAACCAAAUUGGAGUACAACCACGUGGAAAUCAACACUGCCACCGACCGUUCCCCGAAAAACUACUACCACCACUGCCACCCUGCGCCCUACCAUCGGAUCAACAAAGUCCACUACCAGCCUCUACGACUUUUAUCUCCAUCAAUUCGGUCGACCAAAAAGUACCCAUAAGGUAACCUACGCUCCGUUCACAACCAGAACAACCAGCGUUAGGCCAAUUUCCACCGCAUCAACUGCCAAAACAACAAGACCCAACUGGUUCCAGCAACCGUAUCUUCAACAACAAAGCAUCACAAGUCGGUCUACGACGACUAGCCGUCCAAUCCCCACCAUCACUACCACCGCUAAGUAUUCAAGAUUUAAUCAAUUUUUCGAUCAUUUUAAACACGAUGCCCCCGUGGUGCUGACACUUCCCCACAUGUCGGGUGCCGAUGAGCAGUACGGCAGUUUGAUCGAAGGAUUCCACCCCGAUCCGGAAACGUUAACCGGCGCCCCACUGAACGGUGGCAAACGUGUUCAAUUCAACUUGUUCCUGCGGAGAAUCGACUCGAUCCGGCUAACGGAUCGUCUACAAACCACCCUCUUUCCGGUGCUGUGGAUCGAGGAGGGAAUCUCCCUGAACGAGGACAUGGUCAAACUGAUCGACGACAGUUUGAUGAAGAUUCUCACUGCUGCUGCUGAUGCUGGCGAUCGUGAUGCCGAUCGUUUACUUUGCCAAGCGAAAACCACGGUCCACGUCGGGCACGGUAACGCCGAGCAUGACGACGACCACCAGUGCCGCCAACAUCCCGGAUAA